AUGGUUCUCAAACGCAAACGUUCGGAUAGCGAGAUAUCUUGCAGCAGCUCUUUAUUAUCACCACCACCAGAGCAAUCCAAUUCUAUGGUGAUGGAUAGCUUCCAAUCACCGCAGAACAGGAUCUCAACUCCUUCUUUGUUCUCUUCCAGAACCAGAAAACGUCACCGCGACAAUCGUCCGUCAGAAGAAGAUGUCCACCAACAUACAUUAUCUAUGCUCUAUACCGCACAACGCAAUAAUCACGCUUCAAAUGUGCAUAUACCCGGGUCUUCCGCGUCUGCGUUACCCGUGCCAGUGAUACCUUCGAGCGAUAAACACCCAGCACGACAAUCGAGCCUGCAUUCGUUUUGGCGACUUCCUCCCAAUCCGCGGCAAGCGUCACCAUCAAGUAUCUUUUCGAAUUCCGCGAGUACGAGCCCUCUCACAUCAUCCGCCAACAGGGCGUUUUUCGAAGCAUCAAAUUGCGAGGAUUGCGAUGCCUCUUUGAAUCCAACAGAUGACGGAAACGCGAUGGACGUGGAUAUGGCGAUGGAUACCACUAUGGAUGGGCAAUUGUCUCACGCGUGCACGGCUUGCGGAAAACAGGUGUGCCAUAGGUGCGCCAUCAGCAACCUGGGCGCAGAUCGGAAAUGCCUCAUGUGUGCUGGAUCAAAGAAACAGCAAUGGGUCGGUGGACUUGGAUGGAUGAAUACAAAUUAA
Molecule: messenger RNA, 699 nt
Organism: Glarea lozoyensis ATCC 20868
Lineage: Eukaryota; Fungi; Ascomycota; Leotiomycetes; Helotiales; Helotiaceae
Exons: 2
Coding region: 1-699 (232 amino acids)
Source: RefSeq, a predicted model, not a curated record